Messenger RNA from Anoplophora glabripennis (Asian longhorned beetle), 1167 nucleotides. RefSeq names its product homeobox protein SMOX-1 (gene Ftz). The transcript has 2 exons. Gene Ontology annotation, cellular component: nucleus. The coding region runs from base 1 to 1167 and encodes 388 amino acids. Lineage: Eukaryota; Metazoa; Arthropoda; Insecta; Coleoptera; Cerambycidae. Gene Ontology annotation, molecular function: DNA-binding transcription factor activity, RNA polymerase II-specific; RNA polymerase II cis-regulatory region sequence-specific DNA binding. The record is from RefSeq and is a predicted model, not a curated record. Gene Ontology annotation, biological process: negative regulation of transcription by RNA polymerase II; anterior/posterior pattern specification.
AUGAGUGCGUCCACGGAAUUUACUAGUGACUUUUGGAAUGCCUCUAACCAAUACUCAUAUCACGCGUAUAGACCUAACCAGUUCUAUAAUGAUUCACAAAAAUCUAACAAUUAUAUAUCGCCUCCGAAUAGUUUAACUAAAGAUGAUGCAGCUGGUAGUUACCAAGGUCAUCUACCUUAUCCAUUUAUGAAUGGAGUACCUUCAUAUACGAUUAAAGAAGAACCCACAUAUAAUAAUUCUUGUAGGUUUAACAUAAAUCAAACUUAUUCAAAUCUCGACGCACAGACGGACAAUUCUAUUAGUCCGCCACCUAUGAAUCAUAAUUUUACCCACAAUUUAAAUCAGUUUGACAGCUGUAGACAACCAUACAACAACUCAUUAGUGGCAGGUUUGUCUCCUAAUGAUACCAGGCCUAGUUCAUCGCUUAAUGACUCCGACGAUUCGCCGGGCAAAAUGAAGAUCGACGAUUCGCCCGCUCUGCGGGCAUUAUUAAGUAAACCCGGUGGUAAGAAAAUUAACUACGAUUACUCUGAUUUACAUAAGACAGCACAUGAUGAAUACCAAAAGGCUGCUUACGAUAACAUUGUGUAUAAUGAUAAGCACCAAAAAGACGGUGAAUAUAAUUGUGAAGAUAAGGAAUCGCCAUCGUUUAGUAAAGACAAGAUUAUUGUCGAAGAACAAAACAACGAUGAAGCUUUAGCAGUCGCACAAGCUAACUUUUACCCGUGGAUGAAAAGUUCGAAUGAUUUGGGAUCUAAAGGAAGUAAAAGAACGCGACAAACCUACACCAGAUAUCAGACCCUAGAAUUGGAAAAGGAAUUUCAUUUCAACAAGUACUUAACGAGGCGCCGCCGAAUAGAAAUCGCUCACACAUUGUGUUUAACCGAACGUCAGAUAAAAAUAUGGUUCCAAAACAGACGAAUGAAAGCCAAAAAGGACAGUAAAUUUGGCGGUUUGCCACAUGAAUAUACUAACUCGGAAGAUAUAAACAUGAACCAAAACAUAUUUUCGUCGUCAACCAACUUCCCAAAAGGCUUUUAUGGCAAUCCUAGUGAAAUACCGAUGGAGACUUCAACGGUUGAUUCUAACAGGAACUCGUUUGACGACGAUAUUGCUCGACCUUUAACUGCUCUUAAAAAUAUUCCGGGACCGCCCGUUUCACCGUAG